Molecule: messenger RNA, 1862 nt
Organism: Lingula anatina
Lineage: Eukaryota; Metazoa; Brachiopoda; Lingulata; Lingulida; Lingulidae
Biological process (GO): cell-matrix adhesion
Cellular component (GO): extracellular region; lysosome
Molecular function (GO): calcium ion binding
Source: RefSeq, a predicted model, not a curated record
CAAGAAAACAGAAGUAAGUACACGGUUCGGCUGCGUGAAAUUGCAGAAAAAAAUGGUUAGAUAUGUGACGGUCUUCAUCCUUGUGAUGAUCUUCGCAGGAGUUUUAGGCAAGGGUUCCAAAGGACCCAAGACUCCCAAGACCCCCAAGACUCCCAAGACCCCCAAGACUCCCAAGACCCCCAAGACUCCGCCCACGCCAGGGAAUUGCUUCAGCCCAAAAUAUAGGGAAUUGGAGUACAAGACAGACGAAAUAGUUGUAGAUACGCAAGGUUCUAGCUAUCAGUCGUCGUCCACAAUUGCCUUGUACUUGGCCAAUUAUACGGCGUGUGUUUUGGAAACCAGAGUUGAAGGAGACACGUCUUCAGUAAUUCAGACCAUUUACGAUUACAAUGACUUAAAGGAAUACGUAAUAAGAGAGGACGGAAAUUGCACGGAGCAAAGUAUACCGGGAAAUAGAAGUCUCGCAACCGACUUUCUUUGCAUUCCAGGAACGGCCACAUGUGACGAUUACGUUACUCUCGGAGUUGGCCGAGGGGACAUGGACGCUUUUAUCUGUAAAAUGGACAAAGAAGAGGAUGGGAUGGUCUACAAUUACACAUACAUUACCCAAGCAAAAUCAAACUUCCUGGUAUUUAAGAAGAUGUUCGGAAUAGGCGCAGACAACGGGACAGCCAAAGCGACACUCUUCGAGACAUUCGUCGUGAAGCCCAACAAGACAGCCAACAAGACAGACGACGGGAAAGACGACACACCCACAGUCAGUAUAGCCAGCCAUACGUAUUGUGCAUACGACCUCAAAUACUCAAUAACAGAUCCAAGCAUGUGCAACAUACCUCAGAGUUGUACAACAACAAAAACUAAAUUUCCUUAUGAUAGAAGUUGGGAGGAGGCGGAAGUGAAAACGAAGAACAUUCGUGGUAGAAGCUGGGAGGAGGCUGAAGUAAAAACGAAGAAGAUUCAAGUGCUCUGAAACUACAACAGGAACAGAAAAAAAGCAUAACAAAGGAUCAGUUUGUGGAAGCAAAGACAGAAAAGUUCGACAAAGAUGAAAUGAAUAUUUAAAUUGAAACGCGAUUUAUUUUCCUAUUUACCGGCACGCACAGACACUUAACAUUUUCGUUUGUACGGAUUUACUUUUUAAGGUACCUAAAACAUGUUUUUUUAUUCUUGAUCACACCAGUAGUUAUUUCAGUAACAUAUAAACUUAAUAACAUGAAAAAAUUGACAAUUAAAACACGGUUAUAAUAAAGGGUUCAUAACUCGGCUUUAAAGCAAAAUAAAGCCCAUGAACAGGUCCUUUGUUAUAGUUUUCAAAAAUAUUGACGUUUUAGCCGGUAAUUUUGAUUAUAAUAUAGGAUAUCUGACUCAGCUUUAAAACAGAAAGAAAGCCCGUGGUCAUGAAUUAGCCCUUUGUUAUAUUUAGCACUGCUGCGUAUGCCUUGGCACAUAUCUGCCUCUUAUAUAUAUAUAUAAACGAAGAUAUUAAAUAGCAAUGACGCAAUGCCUCACUAUACACAAUGUUUCAAAACACAUGAUGCAGAAAUUUAUCUGGACUGCUGAUAGACUUUCGGCGACGUGGAUGAAGAUUAUGUUGAUUACGUUUUAGCAACUCCUAUUGACGUGUAAUUCAUUUCUGGAAUAGAAUACGAAUCAUUAAUUGAUAAUGAACAUACAGCUUUAUAUCCAUUCACACUUGUCACUUGUAUAUGAGUAGAGGUUACAUUUACCUGAAUCUUUAUUAAAUAGCUAUGAUAGCGUAUACGCAAUGCAUCAAAACACAUGAUGCAGAAAUUCAUCUGGACUGCUGAUAGACUUUCGGCGACACGGAUGAAGAUUAUGUUGAUUACGUUUUAGCAACUCCA